This is a messenger RNA of Daphnia pulex (common water flea), 1131 nucleotides long. RefSeq lists its product as uncharacterized. The transcript has 5 exons. NCBI's taxonomy places the organism in Eukaryota, Metazoa, Arthropoda, Branchiopoda, Diplostraca, Daphniidae. The record is from RefSeq and is a predicted model, not a curated record. Bases 143 to 748 code for a protein of 201 amino acids.
AGAUAGCGCUGGCGUUGCCCUCAAUGCGUCAUGAAUGUAUGUGCUGUUUGUGUGUUGUGCCACACAAGAGCAAACGUCUUAGUAUAUUUUUAAAUUGUUUCGUGGUUGAUGUGUUGAUUGACGGCAGCUGCAACCCGAAAAUAUGGCCAUUCUAAGGAGGUGCUGCUGUUGUUUUCCCCUACGUAGGGGAACAGUUACACUUGGUGUUAUGGGAUUUACUGGGGCUAUAACAGCCAUAAUAUUUCUGAUCUUGGCUCUUAUCUUUGUUGAGGAAAUAGCAACAUUUGUUAUCAAAUUUAUGGAAAAAAUCAUUGAUUUUCCCAGAGCUACUGGAACAAGACAUCUUCCAAAAGAAGAUCAAGAUAAAAAGAAGGAAGAGCUGCAUGAAUUUUUAGUUCAUGCAUAUAGCACCUAUGUCUUUGUUCUUGCUCUACUUGGUGAGAUUCUUGGUGGAAUAUUAGCUGGACUCUUAGUCUGGGGAGCUGUGAAGAAACGCCGUAAUUUCUUAUUGCCAUGGCUUAUUUUUGCUGUCAUGGUCAUGGUUGGCACUGUGGUUUGCAUCAUCACUUGUGUCGUCAUCUUGCCCAUAUCAUACGGCAUUACUUUUUUAAUUAUCGGUGUACUGGAACUUUUGGUUAUGAUCUACUUUUGGCUGGUUGUGUUCAGCUUCUUCCAACAGUUACGAGAAAACGAGCAGAUGAAUAUAAAUUCGCCAGCUGAAAUGAAGCGCCUCACUUCACACAUGUAAUCCGUCCCUACUAUACGCAAUUUAAGUGCCUUCCAAACAAAACGCCCGAAUCAUGACUAUAGUUCCACUCAAGUGGCCAUCCUAAUUUAAAAUAAUAAUGCCAAGCGAAGCAUAAAAAUAUUCACAUAAACCCAGUGAUUUAUCACAAUGCGCUACUAUAUAGCUCUCAUGUUAAACAGUGCCUUAUAAAUUUAAGUAGUCUAGUCUUGAAUCUCUAUAACAUUUGGUGAAGGUAAAAUAUCUCGUGAUAUUUGAAAUCACAUAACGUUUCUCAAAUUAAUUAUCUCUUAUUUUAUCUCAUGAUUGCAGCUUUAAUACUGAUGGCUUUUAAAUUUCGUAAACUAUAUGCUAAUAUCUAUAAAAUACAUUUUUUUACAUGCUAA